UUUUGGAUUUGACGGAUUACGUGUGCAGUGGAAAGCCGGUGGAACGUUAAUUUACGACGAUGGCGCAGCAAGUAUUGUUGUUCGUCAUGGUUCUGUAUUUCCCCUCCGUGGUCGGACAAGUCAGCUACUCGAUCCCGGAGGAGAUGGAGAAAGGCUCGUUGGUGUCUAACGUAGCGCAAGAUUUAGGUUUGGAUUUAAAAAGGCUGAAAUCCGGGCGAGCUCGCAUUCAUUCUGGAGACAACGCGGAGUAUCUCGAGCUGGAUAAAGAAAGAGGGCUCCUCCUUGUGAAGGAGAGGAUAGACAGAGAGACGCUGUGCGGUGAGACGACGCUCUGUGCUCUGCAUUUACAAAUGAUUCUGGAAAAUCCCAUGGAAUUGUUUCGCAUCACUAUUGAAAUCACAGACAUAAACGACAAUGAACCCUCUUUUGAAUCCAUCAGCAAACGUUUUGAAAUCAGUGAAUUGGCCAUUAUUGGCUCCAAAUUUGUGCUGGAGAAAGCCAUCGAUGCUGAUAUUGGUACAAAUGGCCUGCAAAGCUACUCGCUCAGCCCAACCAAUAAUUUUCAACUGAAAUUGGAAAGUCAAGCAAACGGAGAUAAAAAAGUGGAGAUGAUAUUACAGAAGGCUCUUGAUCGAGAACAGCAGGAGAAGCUUUCCUUGUUAUUAACAGCCUUUGACGGCGGACAACCGCGCAGGUCAGGAACAAUGCAGAUUAUUUCGGGCAAAGCUCGCAUCCACACGGGGGACCGCGCUGAUUACGUCCAGCUCGACAAGGAAAAAGGAGUGCUGGUUAUAAAAGAGAAGAUAGAUCGCGAAGCUAUUUGCGGCCAGACAACGCCUUGUGCGCUCCAUUUUCAAAUAGCGCUCGAGCAGCCGAUAGAAAUAUUACCCGUGACUGUUGAGGUCACAGAUAUGAACGACAAUGAUCCGGUUUUUGAAAAGGAAGGUCGGGUGUUGGAAAUCAGCGAGUCGGCUGUUGUUGGCUCUAAAUUCAUGUUAGAGAAAGCAGUCGACCCCGACAUCGGGAGCUCAUAUGAAGCUUAUGUUGUAGAAAACAACACUCCAGGUCUCUCCGUAUUGAUGCUGAAAGCCAGUGAUGCUGACUGGAACCAGAAUGCUCGUCUUUCGUACAUCCUGGAGGACUCCUCAGUUAAUGGAGUGCCAGUCUCCUCAUAUGUGUCUGUUAGUGCCGAUAGUGGAGUCAUCCAUGCAGUGCGUUCAUUUGACUAUGAGCAACUGAAAGAGUUCAAUUUCCGAGUCAGAGCGCAGGAUGGUGGCUCCCCUCCUCUCAGCAGCAACGUGAGUGUCCGCAUCUUGAUCCAGGACCAGAACGACAACGCCCCUCAAGUCCUGUACCCGGUGCAGACGGGCGGCUCGCUGCUGGCUGAAAUGGUACCACGUUCGGCCGAUGUGGGCUAUCUGGUGACUAAACUGGUGGCCGUGGAUGUGGACUCUGGCCAGAACGCCUGGCUCUCCUACAAAGUGCACAAGGCCACCGACAGGGCACUGUUUGAAGUGGGCCUCCACAACGGAGAAAUCAGAACUGUCCGCCAAGUGACUGAUAAAGAUGCUGUCAAACAAAAAAUGACUGUUGUCGUGGAGGACAACUUAACGUGGCGGUGGCCGACAGCUUCCCUCAAGUGCUGUCAGAGUUCACUGACUUGA
Hippocampus comes (tiger tail seahorse) is the source of this 1664-nucleotide messenger RNA. RefSeq names its product protocadherin gamma-A5-like. The record is from RefSeq and is a predicted model, not a curated record. Lineage: Eukaryota; Metazoa; Chordata; Actinopteri; Syngnathiformes; Syngnathidae. Gene Ontology annotation, biological process: homophilic cell-cell adhesion. The transcript has 3 exons. Gene Ontology annotation, molecular function: calcium ion binding. Gene Ontology annotation, cellular component: plasma membrane. The coding region runs from base 60 to 1664 and encodes 534 amino acids.